This is a messenger RNA of Auxenochlorella protothecoides, 2328 nucleotides long. Its product is annotated as BRO1 domain-containing protein BROX. The record is from RefSeq and is a predicted model, not a curated record. The transcript is spliced from 9 exons. Bases 1 to 2328 code for a protein of 775 amino acids. Lineage: Eukaryota; Viridiplantae; Chlorophyta; Trebouxiophyceae; Chlorellales; Chlorellaceae.
AUGCAGGCAUCUCAGGUCCCGGAUGCCCUCCUCCCGCUGCAGCAGGGGGAGGAGGUCGCCCUCCAGGGCGGGGCAUCCUCCAGCGACAGCGUGGUGAUCCACCCAUUCCUGCACUCCCCGCUGCCCAUGCUGCCGGAGCCCCUGGACUUUGGGAUUGAGCUUGAUGCGUUCAUUGUACCUUCUCGCAAGAAGGCCGGGCGACGCGGUCUGCGCCUGCUCACCCAGGCACGGCAGGACCUGGGGGCGGAGCUGGCCUCCUCGGCCGCCCUCGGCAGCUCCAUGCGGGUUGACGUGGUGCAGGCGCGGUAUCUGGGCCUCCUACUGGCCCUGAUCGGACAGCAGGAUGCGGAGAAGGGGGGAGGCCUCGACCCAGGCAGCCCUUUCCGGUCCGCGGCCCGGUAUGUCUGGCGCGGCGGUCCCCGACCCCACUGGGCCUCCAGCGACGCCAUCCUGGAGGUCGUGGCCGCGCUCAUGGCGAGGUCCACCGCCCUAAUGCGCGCGGCGGCAGCAGCAUGCGUCGACGCUGCCUCGGGUGUGAGGACGCCUGCCGCGAUGCAGGCAUACAAGUACCUGUUGGCUGCUGCCGGGCAGCUGGAGACAGCUAAGGACCGCCUGCUGCCCCACCUCCCGCCUGAGGAUCCCUCCGUCGCCGCAGAGGCGGCCGCUGUAUCCGCCCUUUCCCAGCACUGCCUAGCCGAGGCGCAGUACCUCACCACCCUGCGUGCCAUCGCCAAGGGCACCAGCCCCACCCUCAUCGCCAGCCUGGCGGCCGAGGCGGCCUCGCUGUACGCCGCAUCGAGCGAGGCGCUGGCGCAGGCCGCAGAGGCCCUCAGGGUGUGGGCCGCCGCAAAGGCGGCGGCCACGGCCUAUGAUGCCGCAGAGCCACGGACGCUCAACCUGGACCAUCGCCGCUCGGACGAGGUCGUGCAAGGCAUCCUGGAAGACACUGCACGUAGGGUGUCAAAGAACGGCGUGGAUGGGUCGCCGGGCACACCGUCGGCCGCGCCCGCCAUGCCAGGCGGUCAGCGAUUAGUCGCCGCCGCGCCCUACUCCCUCCCGCCGCCAGACGUGACCUUUGCCUCCGACGUGGCUGGCUGGACGGCAGGCUCUGCGGGCGUGGGUGCAAAACAGGAUGGAAUCGCCGCUUCAACAGCGCCUGCCGGCACCAGUACAUGCAGGGCCGGGGCUCCCGCCGCGCAGCCGCCUCCGCCGCUCAUCGGCACCAGCCCGCGGCCAGACGCCUCCCCCUCCUGCGGCCGCUGGCUCCUCUUCUGCAUUGCCGCGCCCCUCUUCGCCCUUGUAUCGCUGGUGGGCAUGCUGGUCUGGCUCCUCCUCCUCCCCUUCAAGCUGCUGUGCCUUCCCUGUGGCUGCGCGGCGCAGCUGGCGGCCAGCGUCGUGGAGGGCCUGGUGAAACUGCCGCUGCGGGGCAUGCUGUGGGCCUCCGGAAAGCCGUCUCAGGCCCCAUUGGCCUCCACGGGAGGUGGUGGGUAUGCUGGUAAUGGCGGGGGUGCGGGGUACGGCGGCAGCGGCGGCUCUAGCUGGGGCGAUGAGGGCUCAAACCAGCCCGAGCCGGAGAAGAGGGUUUUGUGGAAAGGAUGGUCGGACCGCGUGGCCGCCGACCCCCAGUUCACCUACAAGGUUGCCGUGGAGCAGAUCCUGGGCGUGGGAUCGGCCGUGAUCGGUGACAUGGCCUCCCGCCCCAACUGGGGCCUGGAUGAGCUGGACUUUGUGUUUGCCACCCUGGUCGUCGGCUCCAUUGUCAACUUUGCGCUCAUGUACCUGCUGGCCCCCACCGGGGCCGGGGGCACCGCCGCCGGGGCGAGCCUGGUCACUAAGCUCUUCAGCGACCACUACCUUAAAGCCUGGGGGGCGCCAGGUGGCCACAUGUUUGAGCCGGGCUUUGCCGUGACCGCACGCCUGGUGAACUUUCUAUACAAGGGCACCAUCUUUGCCGGCAUCGGCAUGGCCGCAGGGUUGGGGGGCACCUUUCUCUCCAACGGACUGCUGGCCCUGCGGUGUAAGCUGGAUCCCUCCUACGUCAACAAGAACACACCUCCCAACGUGGUUGCCAACGCGGCGUGCUGGGCGGGGCACAUGGGCUUCUCCUCCAACCUGCGCUACCAGAUCCUGAACGGCUUUGACAUGCUCGUCCAGCCGGCGAUCCCCAGCGGCAUCUUCCGCAUCCUGACGUCGGUCAUCCGUGCGGGCAAUAAUGUGGCGGGGGGCAUGUCCUUUGUGCUCCUGGCCAAGAUCUUCGGCGUCCAGAAGGCUGCUGGCGCCGAGGACGUGGCCGACAAUGUGGAGAAGAACGUCGAGAAGCUGGCGUGA